AUGAUAAUUGAUUCGGGAUCGAAGUACAAUCUGAUAAGUCAGUCGGAUUGGCGACAAUUGUGUGAGAAAAGGGCAGUGAUGUUUAACUCGCGCGCAGAAUCAGCCAACCAGUUUCGCGCAUAUGCUUCUGAUCAUCUGCUUAAAGUACUACAAGUUUUUGAAGCCCCGAUUUCGGUGCUAAAAGACCCUGAACUGAUUGCUACUUUUUACGUCAUUGAAAAUAGUAGACAAUCGCUGUUGGGACGUGACACAGCAACCAAACUCAAGGUUCUAAGACUGGGCUUAGACGUACAUCGAGUUGAAAAAGCCGAGCCUUUUCCCAAAUGGCAUAAUGUGUCGGUCAAGCUGUCCAUUGACAAGUCAAUAGUCCCAGUGAAGCAACCAAUGAGACGAGUGCCAACAGCGUUGGAAAGUAAAAUCACCGAUAAAUUGGAGGAAGCCUUAAGUUUGGAUAUCAUCGAACCAGUAUUGGGCCCGAGCGCUUGGAUAUCGCCAAUUGUGAUUGCAUUUAAGGACGACGGGGAUAUCCGGGUAUGUCUGGACAUGAGACGCGCAAACAAAGCAAUACAACGAGAGAACUACCCGUUGCCAACGUUCGAAACGUUUAUGACCAAGCUGAAAGGUGCCAAAUAUUUUUCGCGACUCGAUCUAAAAAGCGCUUACCAUCAACUGGAGCUGACCGAAUCCAGCCGAGAAAUUACUACCUUCAUAACACACCGCGGCCUAUUUCGAUAUAAGCGGCUGAUGUUUGGCGUGAACUCAGCUCCAGAAAUAUUUCAACGGCUAAUGGAGGAAAUGUUGGCUCCUUGUCAGAAUUCUUUAAAUUACAUCGAUGACGUGAUAAUAUUUGGCAGCAAUAUUGAGGAACAUGACAAAUCACUCGCAAAGGUUAAGGAAAUAUUUCAAGCCAAUAACGUAGCACUAAAUGAGAAGAAAUGCGCAUUUCGAGUACAGAAAUUGAAAUUUCUAGGCCACAUCCUCUCGGACAAGGGGAUCGAAGUUGACCCCGAGAAAGUGAAGGUGAUUACAUCAUUCAGAGCGCCCAAAAAUAAAGAAGAGGUACGCAGCUUUCUCGGCUUAGUAACAUAUAUUGGCAAAUUUGUAUCUGAUCUGGCGGAUAACACAGAGCCUCUGAGAAAAUUACUGAAAAGCCAUGAAACGUUCUGUUGGGGCCAACCACAGGAAGAAGCAUUCCAGAAUCUCAAAGUUAAGAUUUCGGCAGUUCCAAUGCUGUCAUACUUUAACCUGCAGGAUAAAACGUGUUUGAUCGCAGAUGCCAGCCCAGUGGCCUUGGGAGCAGUGUUGGUGCAAUUUGAUAAAUCGAAUACUGCACGCAUAAUAUCGUUUGCCAGCAAGAGUUUGUCAUCGGUGGAAAGAAAAUAUUCACAAACGGAAAAAGAAAGCCUGGCAUUGGUGUGGGCUGUGGAGAAAUUUUAUUAUUAUUUAGCGGGACUACAGUUUGACCUUAUAACUGACCACAAGCCACUGGAAACGAUCUUUAAACCAACUUCGCGACCUCCGGCCAGGAUUGAAAGGUGGUUGUUGCGAUUACAAUCUUACCGGUUCCGCGUAGUAUAUAAGGCAGGAAAGGAAAAUAUUGCCGACUCACUAUCAAGACUUUGCGAAGUAACCGAUACCGACCCUUACGACUGGGCUGGUGAGGAACACAUAUUUCGCGUGGUGUCAACCUCAGUUCCUAAAUCGCUCUCCAUAUCGAAGGUCACGGAGAUGAGCAUACAGGAUGAGGAAAUAAUAGACGUGAUGACAUGCCUUGGCCAGGAUUCAUGGAACUCAAAUAUGUCUAGCCCGUACUAUCCAUUUCGUUUGGAACUCUCGAUUGUGGGAAAUAUCCUAUUGCGAGGCACAAGACUAGUAAUUCCCCAGAAGUUACGUGAACCAGUACUGGACCUCGCCCAUGAAGGGCAUCCCGGGAUAAGCGCCAUGAAACGGAGGCUUCGUUCCAAAGUUUGGUGGCCGUGUAUGGACAAAGACGCAGAACAGUAUGUUAAGGAGUGCCGCGAUUGCCUUUUGGUAUCAAUGCCAUCGCAUCCGGCCCCAAUGAAAAGGCAUCCGUUCCCGAAUGGACCCUGGAGAUGCUUAGCUACCGAUCUUUUGGGCCCUUUACCAAAUGGUGAGAAUAUACUUGUACUAAUCGACUAUUACUCCCGAUAUAUAGAGUUCAAACUCAUCAAGUCGAUAUCAUCGAAAACCAUUAUUGAGGAGAUGGAAGAGAUCUUUUCCAGAUUGGGGUUCCCGGAGACCUUAACGACUGAUAAUGGGAGGCAAUUUGUCAGCAGCGAGUUUAAGAGUUUUUGUGAAACCAGCGGCAUUCGGCUAAUGCCUACACCGCCAUACUGGCCGCAGGCCAACGGCGAAGUCGAAAACAUGAACAGGUCUCUGGUGAAACGCCUAAAGAUAGCUCAUGCCAAUAACGACAAUUACAAGAAAGAGAUCCAAAAAUUUGUAUUAAUGUAUAACGUCACUCCACACGGGACCACGGGCGCACCACCAACAGAGCUAAUGUUCAACAGGGUGAUAAGGGACAAAAUUCCUGGCAUACAGGAUCUUGUUGGCGAAACGGCUGAUUCAGAAGAGAAAGACAGGGACGUCUGGAAGAAAGAGAAAGGGAGAGAGUUAGCAGACAGCGCUAGGAAAGCGGGAGCGAUCGAUAUAAAAGUGGGUGACAAAGUUCUCCUUAAAAACGUGGUAUUCCCGCAUAAGCUGACGCCAACAUUCGAUACGACCACAUAUGAAGUAACUAACCGAGAGGGAAAUGUUGUUCAAAUUUCUGGUGGUGGCAAGUCGUACACCAGGAAUUCGGUUGCCGAAACUCUGACGCCACAGGAAACUCCGGCAACAAAGGACCACCAUGACCCGAAGGACAACCUGAAGCUCCGUCUAGAGAAAAAAGAAGGGGUGUGGAGAUCUGUAUCGGCAGCGGAGAGCGAUGGCAGAGAUGAGAGCGACGCGCUCUCUCACAAGAAGUAG
Messenger RNA from Drosophila kikkawai, 2988 nucleotides. The record is from RefSeq and is a predicted model, not a curated record. NCBI's taxonomy places the organism in Eukaryota, Metazoa, Arthropoda, Insecta, Diptera, Drosophilidae.